Olea europaea var. sylvestris is the source of this 1189-nucleotide messenger RNA. RefSeq lists its product as uncharacterized. NCBI's taxonomy places the organism in Eukaryota, Viridiplantae, Streptophyta, Magnoliopsida, Lamiales, Oleaceae. The record is from RefSeq and is a predicted model, not a curated record. The transcript has 5 exons. The coding region runs from base 70 to 534 and encodes 154 amino acids.
UUUUUUGCCCCAUUAAAUGACCAUUUCUUUGUCAGAUUGAGUACAGUGGUUUUUAUUGAUUUUUCGCUGAUGAAAAUACUUGAAAUUAAUUGGACAUUUAGCCUCAUAUUUAUUGCUAACUUUUCUGCAGUUUUUGUUGUUUUUUGCAGGCAUUUCUAUUUCGUUUUUGUUUAUCACAUUUUGUUUGAUACUAUAGUUAUCUGUGAUAAACUUUGCAAUGGUGAAAUUAGGCUUGCUGUGAGGAAGGCCAAGAAGGAAAAGAAAGCGAAUGAUCCAAACUGGCCAAAGAGAUCUCCAAGUGCUUUCUUUGUUUUCAUGCUGGAGGGGCUGAUGAGUUCGAGGAGUCAAAGUCUGAGGUUAGCGGUGAUGAGGACAAUGAGAACAGUGGAGACGAUGAAGACGAUGAGUAAGCACCACCACAGAAAACUGGAUUUUGGAUUUAAGCGAGGGAACAAGCGUCUCUUUUUGGGCAAAAAAAGAAGAAGAGAGGAAACGCAUUCCCUGGUUUUCAUUAUUGUUACACGACGUAUUUAGAGGGAAGGAAUGAAGGAAGAGGGGGUUGAGAGUUUGUAGACCACAAGCAAGAGAUGGCAGACUACAAUAAGAAUUUGGCUUUCAUCUGGUCGUCCAUUCCCAAUACAAUUGCGAGACUUGAUUUGGUUAGAGACUCGUAGCUAAUUCAUCUACCAGGUCAAGAAAGUUAUUAAUUGGGUUAGUCGCUGUAAGCUUGUGGGCCAACCACCUAUAUGCAUGCCUGCUUUGCAUAUAUUUUGUUGCAAGUUCCGAUCCACGUCAGUUGAUGACGUGUUGUUUCCACCAAAUUUGACUCGUAAACAGUUUCUGUUAUUACAAGAGUUAGAGAAAGAGGCCAAUUCAAACCAUCAUUUGGUGACACUGUUUAAGAGCAAUCAAGGAACCAAUUUUUGUUGAGUGAAGCAAAUGCUAUGCUGAAGCAAACAAAAGAUAAUAACAAUUGAGGAUGAUCAAGUUCACAUUUCACUUUUUGUCUUUUCAUCCCUAUCUCUUUUAGAGUAAAGAUCAUUUGUAGCAUUACGUGGCUACCAAACAUUUCGAAUACUCAAGGGAACAUUGUAGAUGUAAUUACAAAUUCUGCAUUAUGUAAUAAGAGGAAUUUUCUUUUUUAUUCUAAAUAGAUUAUCAGGUAGGCUGUCAUUAUUUGCAGAAGUAA